UUGUUCUUGAUGAGUUGUGGUGCAAACAAUUUUCUUCUUUCCACUCUCUCCAAAUAUUCUCUUUACAGUUUCCUGCAAAAUUCUCAAUCUCUCUAACCCCUACCUUCCUUCAAUUCAUCAAACCCUAAAACCAUUAUCUCAAAUUCCUGGUAAUUUUUUCUUCAAUUCUCUAUGUAUUCCGAUCCCGUCAAUUCAAUUUAACAAUUCUCAGAUCUCGUUUUCUGAUUCAGUUAUUGCUCCUUCUACUUGGGGUUUAUCUUCAACAUCGAGAUUUUUCGAUAAUUUCAGAUUUUUCAAUUACGAUCUCGAGGUUUAGCUAUAACAUCGAGAUUUUUUGAUAAUUUGAGAUUAUCGGAAUCGGAGCGUGAAAUUUUUGAAGAAUUUUGUGAGAUUCAAGUGGAAGUGUUAGGUUUAGGGUUUUUGGUGAUGGCAUCGAAUCCUCCAUUUCAGAUGGAGGAUCAGACGGAUGAGGAUUUUUUCGAUAAGCUUGUUGAGGACGAUGAUGAUGUGGGGCCUGUUAAGCCUGUUGUUAUUAAGUCUGGUAAUGAUGAAGGGAAUGAUUCUGAUGACGCGAAUGCGUUUGCAAAUCUGAGUAUAAGUGAUGUUGAUGCUGGUGCAUUUGAUAAUUCGGUUGUUGGGGAAAGUGGGGUUGAAGUCAAAGAGGAAUUGGGUGUUGUGAAAUCUGAUGUGGGUUUAGAUGGUGGAGGUGAUGAUGACGGUAAGGAGGGGAAUUUGUUGAUGGGUUCUAGUUCAGUUGAGUGUGAUAGUAAGACGGAGCUUGGUAAGGAAGAGAUUGGGAUUGGAUCAGAGUUCACUGCCGUUGCACCUGUUGGCAAGAGCAAUGAGGUUGCUAGUUCGGGUUUAAUGGACAUUGCAGCUGUUGGCGAGAGCAAUGAGGUUGCUCUUUCGGGGAUUAAGGAGAAAGAUUGGAAUUGUUUCAGUGCUGAUGAUGCAAAUGGAGUUGGCGGGUUUGGAUCAUAUUCUGACUUUUUUAGUGAGUUAGGAGAUCAAUCCAGUGAUUUUCCGGUGAUUUCACACGAUAAUUUAAAUAGUCAGGUGAGUCCUGUUAUCGAAGCUCAUAAUGUUGUCUUAAAUAGUUCGGUAGAUUACUCGCAAUAUCAAGGAGUUCAAGGUUAUGAUACGUCUUUUGAUAAUCAUACGGGCAAGCAAGGUGAUGGCUUAAAUACUUCAGUCAAUUAUGUGCAAUAUCAAGAGGGUGGUGGAGCUUAUGAUGCAUCUUCAAACCUACAUAAUAAUGGACAAGAUCUGAGCAGUAGUCAGAAUUGGGAGGAUCUUUAUCCUGGCUGGAAGUAUGACCAUAUCACCGGGCAAUGGUAUCAGAUAGAAGACUACAAUGCAACAACUACUAGUCAGCAAACUUCUGAAGCCAAUACAGCGGUGGAUUGGGCUGCUGCUUCUGAUGGAAAAACAGAGAUCUCUUAUUUGCAACAAGCUGCCCAGUCUGUUGCUGGAACUUUGGCAGAAACAGGCACAACUGAAAGUGUGUCUAGCUGGAAUCAGGUUUCACAAGGAAAUAAUGGGUACCUGGAGCAUAUGGUUUUUGAUCCUCAAUAUCCUGAUUGGUAUUAUGAUACAAUUGCCCAAGAAUGGCGCUCAUUGGCAACUUACAAUUCAUCCGUUCAAUCUUCUGUUCAUGGACUUCAAAAUGGGCAUACUUCUACCAGUACUUCCUCCUUCAAUGAUGAUAACAGUUUGUAUAGUGAGUAUAGCCAAGCUGGUAAUCAUGUAUCACAGGGUGUUGGUAGUCAGGCGGUAAAUGGUAGCUGGAGUGGUUCACAUGGUGUUAGUCAAGCUGGUAAUUAUGAUGGAUCACAUGGUGUUGGUAGUCAGGCAGUAAAUGGUAGUUGGAGUGGUUCACAUGGUGUUAACCAAGCUGGUAAUUAUGGCGGAUCACAGGGUGUUGGUAGUCAGGCGGUAAAUGGUAGCUGGAGUGGUUCGCAUGGUGUUAACCAAGCAGGUAAUUAUGGCGGAUCACAGGGUGUUGGUAGUCAGGCGGUAAAUGGUAGCUGGAGUGGUUCGCAUGGUGUUAACCACCAGCAGGGUUUUGAUAUGUAUGCGACUGAGGCUUCCACUAAAAUAGGGAAUAAUACAGCUUCUAGUGGUAACCAGCAAGUUCACCAUUCUUAUGGUAACCAGCAAGUAAAUACUUCUAGUUCCUUUGGAUCGGUUGCAUUAAACAAUAAGGGAUCUUUUGAACCCAAAGCUUUUGUCCCUCACAGGGACAUUGCUCAUCAGUUUAAUUAUCAAGACACAGAGUUUGAUAAUGGAACUUUUGCACCCAAAACUUUUGUCCCUCACGGGGACAUUGCUCAACAGUUUAAUUAUCCAAACACAAAGUUUGAUGAACAAAAACAAUUCUCGAAUGUUUUUGCUGAAAAUCAGAACUCCCAUAGUUAUUCCCAGCAACCAAUCCAGGGUGGACUUCAAUAUUCUUAUGCCCCUCAUGCUGGAAGAUCAUCUGCUGGGCGUCCUUCUCAUGCCUUAGUAACUUUCGGAUUUGGUGGAAAACUCAUCAUAAUGAAAGAUCCAAGUGCUUUGACUGCAUCAUAUGGAAGCCAGGAUUCUGUACAAGGUUCUAUUUCUGUGUUGAACUUGAUGGAAGCCGUCACAGGAAGCAACAAUUCUUUGACUAUUGGAAAUGCUACUGGUGAUUAUUUUCGUGCUCUAAGCCAGCAAUCUUUCCCAGGUCCAUUAGUUGGUGGUAGUGUUGGAAGUAAGGAGCUGUACAAAUGGUUAGAUGAGAGGAUUGCACGCUGCGAAUCACCUGACAUGGAUUAUAAGAAAGGUGAAAGGUUGAGACUCCUCCUCUCCUUGCUUAAAAUAGCUUGUCAGCAUUAUGGAAAAUUACGUUCUCCUUUUGGUACAGAUACCAUACUAAAAGAAAAUGAUGCUCCUGAGUCAGCAGUUGCAAAGCUUUUUGCAUCUGCCAAGGUUAAUGGGACAGAGUUCACUCAGUAUGGGAUGCCAAGUCAUUGCCUGCAAAAUUUUCCUUCUGAAGAACAAAUGAAGGCAAUUGCUUCUGAAAUGCAAAAUCUUCUUGUCUCUGGCAAAAAGAUGGAGGCUUUACAGCGUGCACAAGAAGGGCAAUUGUGGGGACCUGCACUUGUUCUUGCUUCACAACUCGGUGAGCAGUUCUAUGUUGAUACAGUAAGGCAAAUGGCACUUCGUCAGUUGGUUGCAGGGUCACCUCUACGCACAUUAUGCCUUUUAAUUGCUGGGCGACCAAAUGAUGUAUUCCCUACCGAAGAAACCUCAAUUAGUGGGCAUCCUGGUGCUGUUGGUAUGCCUCAGCAGUCUGAACAGGCUGGAUCUAAUGAUAUGCUUGAAGACUGGGAGGAGAAUCUGGCUGUAAUAACUGCAAACAGAACCAAAGGUGACGAACUUGUAAUGAUGCACCUUGGUGAUUGCCUGUGGAAGGAAAAAAGAGAGAUUACUGCUGCACACAUCUGCUAUUUAAUUGCUGAAGUAAACUUCUCGUCAUACUCGGACGCUACAAGACUUUGCCUAAUAGGAGCAGAUCACUGGACACGUCCUCGAACUUAUGCUAGUCCAGAAGCUAUUCAGAGGACAGAGUUAUAUGAAUAUUCAAAGCUGCUUGGAAACUCUCAGUUUGUUUUGCAUUCAUUUCAACCAUAUAAGCUUAUAUAUGCACAUAUGCUAGCUGAAGUGGGAAAGGUUUCGGACUCGUUGAAGUACUGCCAAGCAGUACUGAAAUCCUUGAAAACUGGCCGUGCUCCGGAAGUAGAAACGUGGAAACAGCUGGUAUUAGCUCUCGAGGAGAGAAUUAGGACCCACCAACAGGGUGGAUAUGCUGCAAAUUUAGCUCCUGCAAAAUUAGUUGGUAAAUUGCUCAACUUUUUUGAUAGCACUGCCCAUCGAGUUGUUGGUGGUUUACCACCACCUGCUCCAACAUCAUCACAAGCAACCGUUCAUGGAAGUGAACAGCAUUACCAGCAUAUGGCACCAAGAGUAUCUACUAGCCAGUCAACAAUGGCCAUGUCAUCUUUAGUUCCAUCUGCUUCACUGGAACCCAUAAGUGAGUGGACAGCUGACAAUAAUAGAAUGGCAGCAAAGCCUAAUAGAAGUGUUUCAGAGCCAGAUAUUGGUAGAAGCCCAAGACAGGAAUCGCCAUCACCUGAUGCACAAGGAAAAGUCCAGGUAUCAGGGGGUGCAUCACGCUUUUCGCGAUUUGGUUUUGGGUCACAACUUCUGCAAAAAACAGUGGGGCUAGUCUUGAGAUCUGGAAAACAGGCUAAAUUGGGAGAGAAAAACAAGUUUUAUUAUGACGAAAAGCUGAAGAGAUGGGUAGAGGAAGGUGCUGAAGUUCCAGCUGAAGAAGCUGCUCUGCCACCACCACCUCCGACAACUGCUGCUUUCCAGAAUGGUUCAGCUGACUACAAUUUAAAAUCUGCAUUGAAGACAGAAGGUUUGACUCCAAAUGAGUUCUCGAGCACAAGAACUUCAAGUCCUGAACUUAGUCCAGGGAUGCCACCUAUACCACCUAGCUCAAAUCAAUUCUCUGCUCGCAGUCGUCUUGGUGUUCGGUCAAGAUAUGUUGACACCUUCAACCAAAAUGGUGGAAGCUCUGCAAACUUGUUUCAGUCCCCUUCCGUUCAAUCUGUGAAACCUGCUCUUCCCGCCAAUGCAAAGUUUUUUAUUCCAGCUCCUGUACCAUCAUCAAGUGAGCAGAAUAUGGAGGCUAUUGCUGAAAGCAACCUAGAAGAUAGUGCAGCUAAUGAAAACCCUUCUACAUCUUCCACAAAUGAUUGGUCAUACCAUCCUCCAAAACACGCACAAACAAUGACCAUGCAAAGGUUUCCAAGUGCGGGCAACAUCUCAAAACAGGGGCAGACAGAUGGCAAUGAGUCUCAUUUUUCCCAUUCUCGUCGAACAGCUUCAUGGAGUGGAAGUUUUAAUGAUUCAUUUAGCCCCCCAAAAAUGGGUGAAAUUAAGCCUUCAGGGGCAGCUUUGGGCAUGCCACCAUCAGCGUUUAUGCCUGAUCCAUCAUCUUUAAUGCAAGGGCCUACGAGAAGUGGCAGUUUCGGUGAAGAUCUUCAAGAGGUUGAACUAUGAGCAUAUACUCAAGCUUGUAAAUAUCAAAAUUUGUUUUGAUCAUCAGAAUAAUUGGGACGUCCCUGCUUCUGCAUUUCUCUAGAAGUACGGAAUAGUGGAACAUCAGAUGGAGUUUAUACAGAAAAAAAAAAAAAAAAAAAAUCCAUCUCCAUUCCCCGUUCCCAUUCUCUUCUCAGGUUCCCAACUCCCGACCUGGUGAUGUAAGAUUAAAUGUGGUCUGCUCACUUGAUAGUGGGUGCUGUUUUGUUUAAAAUGUGAAAGAGUUGACCCCAGCUACCAUAUCAGGAUUAUGGAACUGGUGGCAAGAAAUGUGGCCUCCUGUUUAGGACUCAUUUGUUCAUUUUAAUUUAUCAAACAAGAAACAAAAUGCCCUGCCAGGGAAAAAGAUGUCCUCAAACAGAUCAAGGACAAAGUAUAGUUUAUGGAAUUGUAACAUAUAGAUUUAUACCUUUUGUAUUUGUUUCAGUUUUUAAUCGAUAUUAAAUUUCCAGAUCA
This is a messenger RNA of Medicago truncatula (barrel medic), 5589 nucleotides long. Its product is annotated as protein transport protein SEC16A homolog. The record is from RefSeq and is a predicted model, not a curated record. Lineage: Eukaryota; Viridiplantae; Streptophyta; Magnoliopsida; Fabales; Fabaceae. Gene Ontology annotation, biological process: Golgi organization. Bases 427 to 5094 code for a protein of 1555 amino acids. The transcript has 13 exons. Gene Ontology annotation, cellular component: ER to Golgi transport vesicle membrane; endoplasmic reticulum exit site.